AUGGCGACGGUGAACCCCGAGAUGAUCGAUACGCCCCAAGCCAUCGUCAAAUUGAUAGACAAGUUGAUGUCCACCCACGAAGCCCGAGAUGAUGCGCUUGACAGGCCCGUCAUUCAUAUCUCUCUCGAAGGCGUGAACCUUGGUCGCACAGGCACAAUCUCCAUCAUAACUCUCUUAAUCCACGACCCCCCUUCAUCGCAGCACACUUACCUCAUUGACGUGCAGAGGCUCGGCACACAGACUUUCAGUACUUCAGGCGCAAACGGAAAGACGCUGAAGCAUAUACUGCAAGAUGAAAAGAUCCCCAAAGUCUUCUUCGACGUGCGCAUUGACUCCGCCGCGCUGUUCGCACUCUACGGCAUCGCCCUCGAAGGGGUGCAGGAUGUACAACUUAUGGAGAGUGCGGCUAGGGAGACUACGGAAUCGAGAGAGUAUCUCACCGGACUGGCCCACUACAUGGCUCAAAGCAGAGGUAUUGGCUCUUUUCAUCAGUACACGAUUUGGUCGAGGAACCAAGAGGCGGGCGAGCAGUUGUUCAGACCUGAGCUCGGCGGAUCGUAUGACGUCUUCAACAAACGGCCCCUGCCCGAUGACAUCGUUAAGUACUGUGUGGGCAGGGUCAAAUGUCUUCCGGAGUUGCGCAACAAGCUUUGGGGUGGGCGGAGGCAGGACUGGCGUGAUAUGGUGCAAGAUGAAACGGAGAGACGAGUCGCGUAUACUCAUGGUGCCGAUUAUCAGCCUGGUGGGACAGAUUGGGUGUUGGCGCCGUGGACCGACGAUCAGAACAUGGUGCUUGACAUGUUUAACCUCCCAAGUGAUUCUGAAGAUGACUUCUUCGACUGUCUGGAGGACGAUGAGGUUGAGGACGACGUGGAGAGAGGACGACGUAGAGAGAGGACGACGUGGAGAGAGGACGACGUAGAGAGAGGACGACGUAGAGUGAGGAUGAAGGCCCUCCUGCACAGGCGUACCGAAGUGGUGAGCACACAAGCUAUGUCAGCAGAAACCAUCAUGGUCUAA
Alternaria metachromatica is the source of this 1020-nucleotide messenger RNA. RefSeq lists its product as uncharacterized. The record is from RefSeq and is a predicted model, not a curated record. Lineage: Eukaryota; Fungi; Ascomycota; Dothideomycetes; Pleosporales; Pleosporaceae. Gene Ontology annotation, biological process: nucleobase-containing compound metabolic process. The coding region runs from base 1 to 1020 and encodes 339 amino acids. The transcript has a single exon. Gene Ontology annotation, molecular function: nucleic acid binding; 3'-5' exonuclease activity.